This is a messenger RNA of Pocillopora verrucosa, 2500 nucleotides long. RefSeq lists its product as uncharacterized. The record is from RefSeq and is a predicted model, not a curated record. Lineage: Eukaryota; Metazoa; Cnidaria; Anthozoa; Scleractinia; Pocilloporidae.
AUCAGAUGAGAUAGUGAAAGUGGCCUCGCGGUUUGGGCGUAAGGCUGGAGGAUAUCAGCGGGCUUCCGGUAGAAAUGAUUCGAAUUCAAAUAGAAUUAACAAAAGUUUUAUAAUAACUUCCAAACACAAAGGUCUUCGGAGUAUUUACGAUUCUUCUUUGAUCAAGUUUCAAUAUGGGACGGUUAUGGAAAUAUCAACUUGUUCUGAUCUUCAAAUGCUGGUGUUUCUUCUCUGUUGCUGUUGUCAAAGUAAAUGUUUCGAUGGCACGGGUUUUAAGUGUGACACGUUCUGGUGCGAUAGGAGACUCAUUUGAGAUUGAAUUAGAAUCGAACGGGUGCUCAAGCUGUCAACAAUAUGGCGCUAUCCAGGUGAAUAAUGUAUCAGCUAAUCGUUGUUCUUGUUCUUGCAACGACAAAAAGAAGCGUACGUUUUACACAGAACACACGGGGACGAUGAACUGUACAGAAGACAGAGAUAUUUUGGCAGAUCCAAGAGACGGAAGUAUUUGUGACUUCUACAUUGACCAAUCACAGCAGUUAAAGGUUCUUAACCUUCAAGUGAAGGGAGAAGCAAGACUGAAGCCGAAUGGUUUCUGCAGCAGACUCAAAAUUGCUGGAUGGAAAUUUUAUUUUAAUUCUUCAUGGACUUCCUUUCCUGCCGGUGAUGCCUUCAGGCAAACAAAGAAGCUACGUUCAGCAGAAAAUUUCAGUUGGAAUGGAAACCCCAAUUCCUUUUACAGAGGACUUCUGAUAAAAGUUAUGUUUAAUUGUACUUACAACAAGCAGACAGAAACUCGCUGCCUCAUGUUCAAAGCUGAAGGAACACAUCAAUAUUUUAGCAUUUCUACAAGCACACCACCCAUCUCUAAGCCCACAUAUACUUCAAGAGAGGAGAGCUUUGUUCAGAUGUCAAAUGAAGAAAAUACAGAGACCAACAAUUCAUUGCCGACUGGUGAGUACUCAAAUGCCGAUGGCAAGAAGAUCUGGAUUGCUGUUUCCUUGGGUCUGUCUGGUCUUGUUUUCAUUGCCAUCAUUGUUGUUGUUGUAUUUCUGGUGUUUAAGUGUCGAAGGAAUUGCAAGCAGGAAAGAACAGAAUCCCGUCGUCAUCCUUCAGAGCAGCCCUCUGAGUCAGCAGUUUGUUCUCCUUUGCAUGACUAUGAGUAUGUGCAUUAUCCAUGUCUAGUGAAUGGUUCAAGGAGUCCACAGAAAACUACGAAAAAUCCCUUGUAUGAAAGAGGUGAAGAUAAUAAGCUGAUCAUCUGGACACCAGGUCACAGUGGAACACUCACUCGAUCUUCUGAGACUGCAGCACCACGCCUCCCUUAUCAGCGACUUCUGACACGAACAUCCUCAUCAACCCCUGACAGUGCCACAGGAGUUAGGCCAGUCAGUUCCCCUGUGAUGGAAACUUACUUUCCUUAUCAGAAGCUGAUCAGGGCUACAACCUCCUUGCCGAGGACAGCAGGCUCAUCAUCGUCUUACCCUGACUGUGCUAACGUGGUCAGCCCUGCCAAAUUUGCUCAAGUGGAGGAGGAGGUAUUUCCUUACCAGGAGCUGUUCAAGUCGACACCGUCACUAAAGGGGGAAGCACCUUGGCUCGAGUGUGGUCAAAAACGGGUGUCUGAGGCGAAGUCAAAUGACGAAGGAGUGUCUGUUGAGCCAUAUCAGUGUCUGUCUUUGCAGAGAAAUCAACCGUACCCUCUAGACGAAUUUGACGGAUAUGCUAGAGUUGAGGAUGUGAAUCCUCAAACGGAGGACUUUGAGUACGAUUAUGCUCGUGUGGAGAUCGAUCCGGUUGAACUGCGCAAUCUUUUCCGAAUUUCACAUAGCGAUGAUGCUAUCGACAAUAUUCCGAACACUUGCAUGGAAAUAACGAUUGGCGAUCUGAGUAACACCGCAUCCACUACAAAAAUUCUUGUCAGCGAAUCGUCGUCUUCUCAGUCAUUCAAGGGUGAUCAUGAAACUUUUACGUGUGAGGAUGUCGAAGUAAGAAAGAAUGACUGUUCCGUGCACGGGAAUGAGGGUCUGAAACCGCAGGUUUUGCGUCCAGCAGCAUCUUAUGAGGAUUUGUCGGGGCGCCGCGUUGAGGAAUAUGAAGAAAUGGGAAAGAGAAGGAGUGUGUUGAUGGUCGAGGAUCAUGAACCAGUUGAGAUUGAAGAAGACAACGGCCACGAAUACUAUGUGCUUGAACCUGUGGUUGAGUGCGACGAAGGUGAAACGGAUGAUGUAAAUUAGAUGCUGAAGGAAAGAAGGAACGGUUUGAAAUAACUCCACAACCGUCAUUACCUCUAUUAGUUUUUUUUCUUUAGCCUAUGGCAUACGAUUAUGUGUACAAAAUGAUAUUUCAGCGAUAUAGAUGUGUCAAUACAUUAAUUUCUAAUUUCAUAUUAAGGAAAAAAUUAGUGAAAUGUAGACAGAUUCCAAAAAAGCUCCUUAGCCACAUCCCAAUAGAGUAUUUAUUGAAUUUGUUUUGACUUCAUUGUGCAUUUGUUAAUUCCAUU